This is a messenger RNA of Salarias fasciatus (jewelled blenny), 4601 nucleotides long. RefSeq names its product NKD inhibitor of WNT signaling pathway 1 (gene nkd1). The record is from RefSeq and is a predicted model, not a curated record. Gene Ontology annotation, biological process: negative regulation of Wnt signaling pathway. Gene Ontology annotation, cellular component: cytoplasm. Gene Ontology annotation, molecular function: calcium ion binding. The transcript has 10 exons. Lineage: Eukaryota; Metazoa; Chordata; Actinopteri; Blenniiformes; Blenniidae. Bases 125 to 1474 code for a protein of 449 amino acids.
CAGUCUGCCCUCAGUCUCUACGGACGCUGCUCUGUCUGGAUAUCUCCGCCCGCACGUCUCUCGUCCUUCUCCUCUCUGGAUUAUACUCAUCUGAUGCUUUUUAACUCCAACUCGAUGCAUAGAAAUGGGUAAACUGCACUCAAAACAUGCCGCUAUUUGUAAACCGAGGGAGAGUCCAGAAGGCGACAGUUUUGUAGUCAAUGCUUGCUUGGCGAGGAAGGGGAUCGACGACUGGCUCGUCAAGCAGAAAUACUACUGCACGGGCUCGCGCCUGGAGCAACAGGACUGUCACCACAAGAAUAACUGCGGCUUGACUGCACGGGACUCUAUGGAUGACACAUGUGCUCAGGGGAUUGGAGCAGAGCAUUAUCGCCUGGAAGUGGCUUUACCCCCGGAGAAGACAGACAGCUGCUGUGUGGAGGAGAAGAUGCAGGAGAGGGACAGCCAAUCCCCCGCAGGGCCGCAGAAGCAGCUCCAGUUUGAAGAGCUGGAGUGCGCCGUGUCCGUGGAGGAGGACAACCGACAGGAGUGGACCUUCACCCUCUACGACUUUGACAACAGUGGAAAAGUCACCAGAGAGGACAUCACCAGCCUGCUCCACACCAUCUACGAGGUUGUGGACGCCUCCGUCAACCACUCGCCCGGCAGCAGCAAGACGCUGCGGGUCAAGCUCUCCGUGGCGCCCGACUCCAGCCAGCGGUGGAGGAGCUGCACGCAGGGCGCGGCAGACUUGCCCCACCCCAGGGAGAAAAAUGACAAGUGCAUCGAAGACCUCAAGACUGCAGACAAGAAGUCUCGAGCACUCCUAAGGCGCCACCACAGCGACCACCACACCCAGCCUGGCUGCCAGCGCCACUGUGUGGAUGAGAACCUGGAACGCAGGAACCACUACUUGGACCUGGCAGGGAUCGAGAACUACAGUUCCCGUUUCGGAGCCGCGACGACAGCCGAGCCGGCUAAAGCGGAGCCUCAGACGCGCUCGUCCAACCAGACACGUUCUCGCUCCCAUGAGCCGGAAAACGGCCACUCCCAUUCCCACCACCGCCGCCUGCAGCCUGCUGCGGAUGCCGGCGCCACCGACGGCCCCCACCCGGUCCGGCUACGAGGUCAAGACUCAGGGAAACACGGCCUGCGCUCGCCCAAGAACCACAGCCGCACGCCUCCGGCGCAGAUCAGCAGCAGCAGGGUGAUGAGGAGUCGGGGUGCCCCCCCUCCUCCCGCCCUUCCCAGCCAGACCCCGCCCCAUCAGUCCGCGGCGCCCUACCGCAAACACAAGCAGCGCUCCAAGGAGAGCCAGGGCUACCGGGCCUUGGGCUCCCUGGCCGCCGCAGGACCCGUGGUGGAGAAGGAGCAGGUGAGGGACCUGCCGAGCGUGCUGCUCUACGAGGGGGGGCUGGCGCAGGUGGUGCAGCGGCACGAGCACCACCACCACCACGAACACCAUCACCACUACCACCACUUCUACCAGUCCUGAAUGUCCACCCUGCCUGGGACAGCCCGGCACUGCUGCAGCCCCCCCAACACACACACACACACACACACACACACACCCACCCAGCACACGCUGACCGCAGGACGACUCCUCCACAAACUCUGUGCAGUGGCAUUGAAGAGGACACGGCCCGGAGGAGGGGAGGAUCAUGGGAAGGGGGUGGGGUCAGAAAGCAGUGUGUGCAGCGGGGCUCGGGAUCACAGUGACACUGGAGAGGAGGCGCAGAAGGAUGAACGCUGCGGAGCGCCCUCCCCUCGCUGACUCCGUGAUCCUCGGCCCGGUGAAGUCCACGGCUCCAAAGCAGCUCCGCAACACUCAGCCAGAAGGUUUCCACGGAGGCUGGAGGAACACGAGGAAUCAGACUGUGAUGUGCAGAAGAAAAAAAAAAACACAUGAAGGAAUCCAGAUGAUAGAAGAGCAGCGUGUGAGGUGUAUGUAUAAACAAAAAAAAACAACUAAAAAGGUGUGAAUGUGUGAGCGUAGCAAAGAUGUAGGUGCGUGUGCGUCUGAGUGUCACGACACUGGUGUCUGUGGAAAACCACUUGAAGUGCGCUCGUGGGUGCAUGAGUAUUUAAAGCAGGAUGUCAGGCGGGCUUUUGAAGAUGAAAAUGAAGAUUCAAGCACACAAUACCCCAUCAGCAAAAAUGGGAAAACGAAUAAAAAAAUGACAUGAAAGUACAUGAAAAAAGAAAAAAAUCAAAACAAUAGAAGAGAGAUCCCAAAUCCGCUGCUACCUCUAAUUUUAUCCUAAUUGUUGUUGUAAUGGUGACUUUGAGAGGUUAUUUUGAAAUUACUUCUAAUUCUGCAGUACUGAAACAUUGAAAAGCUCCAUAGACAUUUAUUGACUAACAUUUUCUGUACAUAAGGUAUAUAUUGUUAUCAAUUUUAUAAGCUUUAUUGAUAAUGUGAUAUCUUUGUAUUCACCAUCUGAAAGCAGUUUUGUUUUGUUUGUUUUUUUCCUCACGGCCGCAUUUAUAUAAAGACCACUAGGAGCCUCAUUUGUACCUUAAAGGACACACACACACUCCUUCAUUUCAGCUUUCUCACGUCAGUGUGACGGAGUGACUCAAUGACUGAAUGAACCCAGCAGUGCUGCUCAGUCGCUCCGCUUCAUUCAUCAACAUCACAAAAACGGUGGUGAUUGUAUAUUUUUAACAGCGUGGGUUAAUCCGUUUCAUAUGGCGUAUAUCCGUCGUCUUUUUCUUCUGGAAGAAGCUUCUGCAACAUGUCUGGUUUGUGUUUGUAGUAAAGGUCCCUUUUCUCCAUAAUGCUCCAACCACCAAACUGCCACAUGGCCUCAGUCCCCUGACGUUGCUCUGAAGACAGUGAGACGUGUUUCAUUGGUCCAAAGCGUGUGGCACAAGUGCAUCUAACAUGUCCAAAGUUAAUUUUCCUUUCUUAUUUUUAGUUUAACGGCAUCUUUUCUCUCUCUCAAUCUACCUUACACCUCCUAAUGUUCUCCUAAUGAGGGUUUGCCAGUUGGUGGAACACAGAAACAAAGAAACUGAGGUUUAGAAACUGAAUUUUAGAUCCAGCCUGGUGGAGGUUGCCGUGGUCGUUCAUCAUAAACACAGUUUGGCCUUUAGGAAACCUUUUGUUUAACUGUAAUUUAUGUUGGGAGAUGUUUCGCUGAGCGUGCAGGUCAUUUCCUCCUCUAUGCUUGUUCUCGCGUUGAGGUGCUGCCGCCUCGUUUCUUUUACGCACUUUUUGUUGUUGCUCUGCUCGUAGCUGCUCUGUUGUCCUGGCUCAGCAUCAGAGGGUUGCUCCCUCGGUUUCCAUGGCAUCUUCCCAUCCCCCCCCUCCACCCCACCCGCCCCAGCUGUCAGCAGGUCUUUCACCGUGCCGCCAUGUGGCCUCAGCGCUCAGCCAACACGGCUCUGUCUGUGGUGCGGCAGGGGCCAGGGCUCCUUUCAGCUGUCUCAUUCCUCCGGUGCUGGAUGACACUGGGCCCGGCCGGCCGUCUCCACCGGACCCAUAACUCACCGCCCGCCGCCGCUCUCCUGCCAGAGACCGUCCCGGCCAGGGGAUCCAGGGGAGGUCGGCUCGAGAACGCGCCUGCCUAACAGCACUGUGGUGUCACUUCAACCUGCCCUUGUGCAGCUGUAGUCUUCUCUAAGUGCCUUGCUCAAGGGCAGUCUGUCUAGAGGAAGUGAGCUGUCAGUAUGUGGACCGUGGGCCCAUCUUUGAUUGCGUUGGUCCUUGAUGAGGAGGAAUGCAGCGCAUGCCGGCCCCGGCCCCGCGCCGUCCCCCCUUCGCAGCUGCAGGCACCAGUCAGCCUGGACGCGUCGCCGGGCCCGGCGGGGAACCCGGCGUCGUUCCCCGAGGAGAGAGGGUGAGGAGGGGUCACAGCUGCGCUCCAUACCUCGACUUCCUCCGGCUGACGCGACCGAGGGCGGCCCUCACAACGCGCCUUUUUGUGGCUGCGUUCACCUCGGAGAGCAGCCUGCGGGCGGAGAAAGGCGGCGUUGUGUCAACGGACGGCGAGCGAGGGACUGCCGGUCCUGCAGGGUGGUCUCUGAAGGAAGCUCCGUGGACCCUCGGCCUGCGGCGGUUCUCAAACUUGUUUCCCUUUUAAGCAGCUUUUCUGAACACAGAGAGUUACAAUUCAUUACACCUUUCCAGACUUUCCUGAAAGUCCUACUGCGAACCUGAAACCUGCUCCGUGGAGAACACCUCCGCAGCGUCAGCUGAGGGUUGGGAGAGCAAUUCCUCCUCUCUUUUGUUCCAUAGCCUUUUCGUAAAGGCGCACGCCGGAUUCAAAAAAACCCUCAUCCUGUUUCCGCUGUCUCUUCCAUCUUUUACCUCAGUAAUAUUCAGUUUUUUUAUGAGCAGUAAAAAUAAUCUCAGUGCUUCUUUUUGUCACUUUGACAGCAGCGCAGUCAUCAACAAUCCCUCUGAAACCACCAGAAUUUAUUUUUGUAUUUGUCUAUCUGGCAGGUUUUUAUGUGAGCUUCAGCAUAACCUUAACAUUUUCAAACUAUCACCCUCUGUCCUGUUGUAGAGGAUUAUCAGUAUUCACCUCUCCAUGUUAUUUCAGUAUCUAAUGCACCACUAAUUUGCUGUGUAAAACCCAUUUAUUAUUAUGUUGUUAUUGGUUUUUUGUUUUUUU